Messenger RNA from Pseudo-nitzschia multistriata, 2785 nucleotides. The record is from the annotation of a GenBank genome assembly. Lineage: Eukaryota; Bacillariophyta; Bacillariophyceae; Bacillariales; Bacillariaceae.
CGAUUUGUGCCACCGCAGCUGUUGUUCGUGACGCAACAAUCCAAACCGAACAAAAGAUGACAAAGAAAAAAGAAGAAAAGAAGGUUUCGCUCCUCCAGACGACGAGGACCAAGAAUGCCGGCACCGGCAAGUUCACCCUCCCGUUCUUCCACUCCGGCAAGCCCCAGUCCCCGGUGAAAAAGAUCAAGGUCCCGAAGAACUUUCUCGUCGAAGACGGGACGAAAAUAUCGGACGUGACGGACCCCUACGGAGACACCCGGGACGCGAACCAGGCCGCCGGCAAGGCGAAGGCAACCCCCGCGGCUGCCGUCGCCGUUGCCGCCGUWGCCUCGCACAAGGUCCAGCCGGCACCCUGCAACGGACCGAACGCCCAGAAAACGAACCCCGCCGAGGCCGGGUCYACCGAGUCGAGCAUUCCCGGAAUGUCCCUGAACGCCGGACAAAACUCGGUGGAUUUUUCCGUGACCAAGGCCUUUGCGAACGGCGACGCCGGACCAAAGCCGGCGUCGGGAUUUCUCUCCCUCUGGCCCAUCUCCACCGAGCCCCCGCCCGCGGCGUGCACAGCGAUGCCCGAGCCACGCCGUUCGGACAAGGUCACCAACCCCGUCAAAAACUUUUCUCCCCGGUCCCCCCGGUCGCCAAAGGCACCCAUCCGGAAGAUGGCCCAGUCACCCAAAAAGGCGCCGCGAUCGCCGAAAUCCCCGCGAAGGACCGCCCUCGCGGCGUCCAAGRUGAAGACGGUGGACAUCAACAAGGGGCUCAAGUUCUCCUCCCCCGCUCCCAUGACCAUGAGCCGCUGCCAGCCGCAGAUGACACAGGAAAAGGCGGCCCCGGCCUCCAAGGACUACGACAAGCUCCAGGCGSAGUGGCUGAAGGAAACCGAGGAGAAAAAGGCGGCCGAGGCACGCCGCAUCCUCGAGGCCCAGUUCGAGGACUUUAACAACGAAAACAACCACCUCGUCGGAAACAAAAAGUCGCUCGUCAAGAAAAUCCUGGGAAAAGUCCUGCCAAAGUCUUCCGCCACCAAAAAGGUCUCGGCCAUCGAGGCGGCCAUGGCCGCGGCCGCCGCCGCCGUCGAUGCGGCGGCCUUCAAGAACACCGGAGGGAACGGCCACCCCAGCGAGGAGGAAGCCAGGGCGCUCGCCCAGCAGGCCCUCCUGGCGUCCAAGCAAAAGAACGCCAAGGACGCCGCCGAUCAAGAGCCCCGCCUGCCCGGAGCCGUCUUCCACACCUAUGCGGUCACCGAUGCCGAUCGAAUGGCUUCCGACAACAAUGUUGGAAGCCACGUCUUCUCCGACUUUCCCAUCAGCGAGGUGACGGUCCGCAGGGGAGAUUCCAUCUCCGACCUGGACGCCUCCGUGAAAAACCCGAGAAAGUUCCCCGUGGCAGAAAUCAUGAUGAACAACGACACGCACCGCAAGCAUGACGACGGGUCGGUCUCGACCCUAGGGGUCCCCCGGGUCUUUGGACAGCUGGUGGACCACCUGCUGUCCGAUCCCCGCCGGGGACACCAGCACCCGGUCACCGGUCCCGUCACCUCCGAACUGGAGGGGAGCGACUUUGGUGGCUCGGCGCCUCCUCCCGACAUGGUGACCUCCCACGACGCCAAGGCCCUGAUCGACCAGCUCGACUCCGGAACCCUGCUCGGAGACGCCACGGCGGGAACCAUCGACAACGAGGUCUACGGGUGCAACAUAGGCAACAUCUGCUUUCUGCCCGACGAGCAGCCGGUCGUCCUCACCCGGGAAACCCAGAGGUCCGAUUCCCGCGUCGAAACAGAGUACACCGAAUACAGCGGCAGCUACGAAUCGAGCUUCGAAACCGGCCAAUCGAACGARGAACCGGAGCCCUCUUCCCUCAACGAGGCCAUCGACAACGCCAUCCGGAACCACGGGAAACGGAUCUCGACGACCCGGACGUCCGAACACGAAACGGAUGGUGCGAUGCCCUCGUCUGCCGUCGCCGAGAGCCGGCAGAGCACAAGCCCCCUGGCGAGCCCGCACAAGAGCCCGACCCGAGAGGCUCCCGUGGCGGAUCACUCGCCGGUGCAAUUCGAUUCCUUUAUGAACCUCGCGGCCUCGAUGCUCCAGAUCGCCGAUCCCAACAACAGCCAGAGCGACGGCCUUGCGUCGAGCGGCGACGACACCGAGAAGCACUCGCUGCGGAGUGAACGCGCAAACGCAAACGCAAACGCAAACGCAAACGCAAACGCAAACACACCGAAGAUCCGGGGGGACAACCGGCGUUUCUUCGGAUCUAGAUCGGGCGACUCCGUCCCCUUUUCCGACGACCAGUUCGAUCUCCUUCCCAGCGGACAGCCCGCCCCGGAACCAAACCACCCGCGGUCCCCGGUGCGGACGGCGGCCGCCUCGAAACAAGCCGAGCUCGAGCGCAUCGAGCGGCAACAGGCGAGAAAGAAGCUUCUCAUGGAACAGGGACGCUUCUUGCUCGAGAAAGACGAUGAAUACUGGGAUACCCUGUCUACCAUUGCGUCCACGGCCAAGGACGAGAAGAGCUCGGACAGCGACGAGUACAUGGACGAGGUCGCUCCGCCGUCCGGACCGAUCCCGGGCGAGAUCACCACGUCCAGCAGCGACGUACAGGAUCCCAUUCCCAUCGAYGCCGAGGCAUCCUWUGCGUCYCUAUCCCAGAGCCAGGCGCACUGGGAUUCCGAGAAACAGAUCCAGGCCAACCUCGACGAAAUGAUGAACGACGUCACGGACCUCAUCGAUGCCGAGCUGCUGGACAGGCUCCCCUCCAACUACAACCACAAGGCGUCCGGUCC